This is a messenger RNA of Chaetomium globosum CBS 148.51, 444 nucleotides long. RefSeq lists its product as uncharacterized. Lineage: Eukaryota; Fungi; Ascomycota; Sordariomycetes; Sordariales; Chaetomiaceae. The coding region runs from base 1 to 444 and encodes 147 amino acids. The record is from RefSeq and is a predicted model, not a curated record. The transcript has 3 exons.
AUGCCAAUUCGCAACCCGUUCGCUCGCCGACCCGGCCCCGCCACCGCUCACGAUGAGAGCUCCCGGCCGGGCUCUGCCGCGGGGCCCACCACGACCGACGCCGCACACCCCGGGUUUGAGAGGGUGGACACUGUCGGGUCCAAGGCGUCGUCGGCAUUCAGCAUCCGCAGCAGCAGGCCGAGCCAGGACACGGGCGAGUAUAAAAUGAGUGUGGCGUUUACCUGCCACCAUCCCCCAUUGAACGAGAAGAAGCCUCCUGGCCGCGGCGCUACCUCGCGCGCACCUCAACCGACAACAAAAGCGGCAGUCUCCCCAUCGGCACCGGCAACAGCGAGAUCGAGCACUUUUUCCAUCUCGCGGGAGUCGUUCGACUCAUACCGGCGGUCAUUUGUAAACACACCCCUUUACACCCCACCCCACACUUCCCCUAUGGUCACAGAUUAG